GGCGUCGGUGGCGGCUGCAGCCAGCGCUGGUGGCCUCGCCUGGGAGCGGCUGCGAGGGUCCCGGCUCCGCGCACCCACCGGGCGGGCAGCAGCCGCUCAACAGCCCGAGCGAAGCCCCCCACUCUUCAGCCCCCGCACCCACACCUCGUCCCCUCCGGCCCAGCCGCCACAUCCGCCCCCAUGGACUUACUGGGCCCCAUGGAGAUGACGGAGGGCUCCCUCUGCUCUUUCACGGCCGCCGAUGACUUCUACGAUGACCCGUGCUUCAACACGUCGGACAUGCACUUCUUCGAGGACCUGGACCCACGGCUGGUGCACGUGGGGGGGCUGCUGAAGCCCGAGGAGCACCCGCACCACCACGGGCACCACCACGGGCACCCGCACGAGGAGGAGCACAUCCGUGCGCCCAGCGGGCACCACCAGGCCGGCCGCUGCCUGCUCUGGGCCUGCAAGGCUUGCAAGAGGAAGACCACCAACGCCGACCGCCGCAAGGCUGCCACCAUGAGGGAGCGGCGGCGGCUCAGCAAGGUCAACGAGGCCUUCGAGACCCUCAAGCGCUGCACCUCCACCAACCCCAACCAGCGCUGCCCAAGGUGGAGAUCCCUGCGCAACGCCAUCCGCUACAUUGAGAGCCUGCAGGCACUGCUGCGGGAGCAGGAGGAUGCUUAUUACCCGGUGCUGGAGCACUACAGUGGGGAAUCGGAUGCUUCCAGCCCCCGCUCCAACUGCUCCGAUGGCAUGAUGGAGUACAGCGGGCCUCCUUGCAGCUCUCGCAGAAGAAACAGCUAUGACAGCAGCUACUACACAGAGUCGCCGAAUGAUCCAAAGCAUGGGAAGAGUUCUGUGGUUUCCAGCCUCGAUUGCCUUUCAAGCAUUGUAGAGAGGAUUUCCACAGACAACUCCACAUGUCCUAUACUGCCUCCAGUGGAAACUGUUGCUGAAGGGAGUCCCUGUUCCCCCCCAGAAGGAGCAAGUCUGAGUGAUAGUGGAGCCCAAAUUCCUUCCCCCACUAACUGCACCCCACUUCCCCAGGAUAACAGCAGCAGCAGCAGCAGCAACCCUAUCUACCAAGUGCUAUAAAGGCAGGUCCGGGCUGGGACUGCACUGGAAACAAAUUUCUCCAUUCAGCCAUGCUCCAAGACCUGCCUUCUAAGACUGGAAAGACUUCUUAAGACUUGUUCCAGUUUCAAAAUAUCACUCAAAAUUCCUUCAAAUAUGUAACUUUUCAAACCUGUAUUACUUCAAAAUACACAUAGUUUAUUUAUUGGUUGUUAAACUAAAGUUAUUUAAUAUGUCUAGAGAUAAAACUGUAUACCAAGAAAUGGCCAAUGUUUAAUCUGGGCUUUGGGGGAAUAGGAACCUGGCUCUUGAAUGCAGAGGAGAAUAGAAAUCUGCAACAGUAGCAGCAUGACAGGAUCCUUCCUAUUCCUCCUAUUCUGGCCAAAAUGAGGUUGUGGACCAUUUUUAUAAAACUUUUUGUAUAAUUGUAAAUAAGAGUUGCUUUGCAAAAAAAGGGGGGGAAAAGAGGAAAAUAAAAAAAAAAAGCGCAAAAAUUAAAAGCAAUGAAAAAGGGAAAAAAUAAAUAUUUAAUAUUGCUUGGUUUGUUGUGUCAAACUUUAUAUAUUUAUACGAUGUGGUUGCCAAGAAUGUUUUCAACAGUAUUCUAA
Messenger RNA from Falco peregrinus (peregrine falcon), 1667 nucleotides. It is a transcript of the gene MYOD1, whose product is annotated as myogenic differentiation 1. Gene Ontology annotation, biological process: regulation of transcription by RNA polymerase II; positive regulation of myoblast differentiation; muscle organ development. The record is from RefSeq and is a predicted model, not a curated record. Gene Ontology annotation, molecular function: DNA-binding transcription factor activity, RNA polymerase II-specific; RNA polymerase II cis-regulatory region sequence-specific DNA binding; protein dimerization activity. Lineage: Eukaryota; Metazoa; Chordata; Aves; Falconiformes; Falconidae.